Nomascus leucogenys (northern white-cheeked gibbon) is the source of this 2025-nucleotide messenger RNA. The record is from RefSeq and is a predicted model, not a curated record. NCBI's taxonomy places the organism in Eukaryota, Metazoa, Chordata, Mammalia, Primates, Hylobatidae.
CUGUUUGGGUUUUAUUGACUUUCUUGGAUGUGUGAAUUUAUAGUUUUCAUCAUAUUUGGGAAAUUUUACUUAUUUCUUCAAAUAUUUGUGUCUCCUCUUUCUUUUUCUUCUAGGGCUUCCAAUUAUGUGCACAUUAGACACCUUGAUAGUGUCUAACAAUUUUUUUCUCUCUGCCUUAUUUGAGUAGUUUCAAUUGCUGUGUCUUCAAAUUCAUGGAUCUUUUCUCUUUCAGUGUUUAUUUGAUGUUAAUCCCAUCCAGUGCAUCUUUUCAUUUCAGUGACCACAAUGUGAAUGGGCAGAGCAAGACAGCAAAGGCUUGCUGAGUGAGUGGCACAGCGCCAUCCUGGGUAGCGGCCUCCCCAGCAAGUUGCAUGUCACUAGCUUCCUGUGGCUGUCAUUGCUGGGCCCAGGCACCUCUGAAGAUCAGCGUCUCCUCAUGGGCUGAAGCGAGGACAGGAGCCUGUCACCCAUGAGCUCACAAGGGCAGAGCCGCUGUCCUGUCUCGACGGCUCCACCGUGACUCCAGUGCACUUUGGACAGUGGGGAGCAGGCCCAACAGGGCCACUCGGGUGUGGUCACUCUGGCUUUGGGCGGAUCAGGACCAAGCUAGACUCAUCCCCAGCCCCCAGGUGCUGUUGCUGCUCCUGCCUGAGGCCCCGUCCACAGCUGCAGCUGUGGUGGGGUAGCUAGUGGUGGCCAGCAUGGCCCUGCUGCAGCUCCACGCUGGGGGGGGGGGGGGGGUGGCCCCGAUGAGCAGCCACCCCUCCAUGUGAGCCACAGGGGAGGAGCCUAGGAAGCCGCCCUGGCAAGGUCCUGCAGGCUCUGCUUCUGGUGUGGAAGAGCUCACGGCAAAGCACUCCUGCCCAGGACCCGAGGAGCCGGCCACUGUUCAGAAGUCGCCAGCUUGAAGGCCUGGAGAGCCGCCCAGCAGCACAACACAGGCAAGCUUGCGGAGCAAAAGAAGAAAAUUGUCAUCAAAGGAUAUUCCAGAUUCUUGACAGCAUUCUCAUCACCUCUCUGAGGACAUCACCAUCAUCUCAGGAUGAGGGGCAUGAGGCUGCUGGGGGCGGUGCUGGCACUGGCGGCCCUACUGCAGGGGGCCAUGUCCCUGAAGAUUGCAGCCUUCAACAUCCAGACAUUUGGGGAGACCAAGAUGUCCAAUGCCACCCUCGUUAGCUACAUUGUGCAGAUACUGAGCCGCUAUGACAUCGCCCUGGUCCAGGAGGUCAGAGACAGCCACCUGACUGCCGUGGGGAAGCUGCUGGACAACCUCAAUCAGGAUGCACCAGACACCUAUCACUACGUGGUCAGUGAGCCACUGGGACGGAACAGCUAUAAGGAACGCUACCUGUUUGUGUACAGGCCUGACCAGGUGUCUGUGGUGGACAGCUACUACUACGAUGAUGGCUGCGAGCCCUGCGGGAACGACACUUUCAGCCGAGAGCCAGCCAUUGUCAGGUUCUCCCAGGUCACAGAGGUCAGGGAGUUUGCCAUUGUUCCCCUGCAUGCGGCCCCGGAGGACGCAGUAGCUGAGAUCGAUGCUCUCUAUGACGUCUACCUGGAUGUCCAAGAGAAAUGGGGCUUGGAGGACAUCAUGUUGAUGGGUGACUUCAAUGCGGGCUGCAGCUAUGUGAGACCCUCCCAGUGGUCAUUGAUCCGCCUGCGGACGAGCCCCACCUUCCAGUGGCUGAUCCCUGACACCGCUGACACCACAGCUACAUCCACACACUGUGCCUAUGACAGGAUCGUGGUUGCAGGGAUGCUGCUCCAAGGCGCCGUUGUUCCCGACUCGGCUCUUCCCUUUAACUUCCAGGCUGCCUAUGGCCUGAGUGACCAACUGGCCCAAGCCAUCAGUGACCACUAUCCAGUGGAGGUGAUGCUGAAGUGAGCAGCCCCUCCAGACACCAGUUGAGCUGCAGGAAGAGAGGACCCAUCCUGCCGCAGGACCCAGAAAGAAGCCCAACACUCAGGUUAAGAAAUACCUUUUAAUUUAGGUAAAUAAAGCUCAAGGAGGUGGGGCUGUCA